AUGAUCCCAGAACAACUGAGGGCAAAUGACCUGGCAAAGAUGAGGGGUGCCUCGAGUUGGUUAACAACAUUGCCAUUAAAGUCAGAAAACUUCGGCCUGAACAAAAGGGAAUUCUACGAUGCGCCCAGCCUUAGGUACCGCUGGACACCGAAGUACCUUCCAUCUACAUGUCCUUGCGGCAAGAGAUUCGAUGUUGAUCAUGCAAUGUCGUGUGUGAAAGGCGGAUUUGUCCAUAGGAGGCAGGACGACGUGCGAGACCUGUUCGCAUCCCUUCUCAAAGACGUAUGUCAUGAUGUUGAGGUCGAGCUACACCUUCAGCCCUUGACAGGAGAAGUUCUAAUCAGCAGUGACAACUCCUCUGAUGAGGCUCCUUUGGAUGUCAGCGCGCGCGGUUUUUGGCAAAGGGGGCAACGUGCAGUUUUUGAUGUCAGGGUUUUUAACCCGUGUGCAAAGAGUCACCUUAAAAAGAAACUUGACACGGCCUUCUCGAGCAAUGAGAAUGAGAAAACGCGACACUACAACCGGCGAAUUAUUGAAGUCGAGCAUGGCUCUUUCAGCCCUCUCGUGUUCUCACCAUAUGGUGGAAACGGUAGAGAAGCCGAGCGAUUUCUUACCGACUCCUAG
Molecule: messenger RNA, 624 nt
Organism: Porites evermanni
Lineage: Eukaryota; Metazoa; Cnidaria; Anthozoa; Scleractinia; Poritidae
Source: the annotation of a GenBank genome assembly